Messenger RNA from Arabidopsis thaliana (thale cress), 939 nucleotides. RefSeq lists its product as uncharacterized. NCBI's taxonomy places the organism in Eukaryota, Viridiplantae, Streptophyta, Magnoliopsida, Brassicales, Brassicaceae. Bases 40 to 939 code for a protein of 299 amino acids. The record is from RefSeq and is marked reviewed. The transcript is spliced from 5 exons.
CUUAUGUAGUCAGCAAAACCAUCCUCCAUUUUACAAGCAAUGGCAUCCUCAUAUAUGUCAAUUACGCAAACAAUGUUUUCAUCUAAACUAUGUUCAGGGAUAAAUAGCUUUAGCUCAUGCUCAAUUUACACGAAGAAUUCUCGCGUGUCAAUUCGAAAGGGUUCUACCAAUACGAGUUUUCAUCUGGAUCUAUCACACUCACAUCGAAGCACUUUGAAGCAUUACACAAGGGUAAGAAAAUCGGAAUCAGAUUGGGAAGAGAGCAUAGAUGAAGAGAAAUCAGAUCAGGAAGAGAGCGAAGAUGAAGAGAAUGACGAUAAGAAGGAAGACUAUCGAGCGAAGGAGACAAUUCUAAAACUAUACACUGAUAUCAAGGACCGAAACAUCAUGGAGAAAGACUAUCGGGCGGAGGAGACAGUUCUAAAACUAUAUUCCGAUAUCAAGGACCGAAACAUCGAAGGAAUUUCAGAAGUUAUUGGAGAUGAAUGCCAAUUCUUUUCCAACUUUUUAUCUAAGUAUCGACUCUUGCAAGGGAAGAAGCAAGUUAUGGCUUUCUUCUACUGGUUGAUCAUGAAGCUGGGAAAGGAUAUCAAGAUUAUUGUUAAACCAACGUUCAAAGAUGGCAUGACCGUUGGAGUUCAAUGGCAACUCGAAUGUGACAAGUCACACAUCCAAUUGGGGAAGGGAUUCAGUUUCCACAUUUGCCAUAUGUACCAGGGAAAGCUAUUGAUAAAGAAUGUGGAGAUGUUCAUGGAACCAAUUUUCCACAUAGAGCACCUAAGACUAAGAACUAUGGCGUUUGCAGUGAGUAUUGCUGAGAAGAUAGUCACUUUCUUGAGACAAGCAGAAAACACAAGGAGACAAGCAAUGGCACUCCUGCUACUUGUUCUUCUGCUGCUUGCUGCAGCCGCUUUCUACGUCACACGUCUGAGAUUCUGA